Molecule: messenger RNA, 1011 nt
Organism: Strongyloides ratti
Lineage: Eukaryota; Metazoa; Nematoda; Chromadorea; Rhabditida; Strongyloididae
Product: Immunoglobulin-like domain and Immunoglobulin-like fold domain-containing protein
Exons: 2
Coding region: 1-1011 (336 amino acids)
Source: RefSeq, a predicted model, not a curated record
AUGAAUAAAUUUUUACCUAUUAUAUUAUUUUUUUCUUUUUUUUUAAUUAUUUCACCAAUUUUUGGUGAUUGGAAAAAUAAGAAAGAAACAACAACAACAUCACCAAUAUUUUUUGAAGAAAUAAAUGAAAUCAAAGAUGAUCCUAAUAUUUAUGCACAUUCAAAAAUAAAAAUUAUGAGAGGAAAUUUACAAAAAUUAAAAAAACUUUUUAUGAAAGUUUUAUUUUUGGGUCAACAAAAGCGAUAUGAAUUAAAGUUAGAUGAAGGUGAAAAUGAUUAUGAAAUGAUGGAAGGUAUAUUUAUUAUAAUUCAUUGUCCAAUUUCUAAUGUAAAUAAUCCUAUUUUUUGGUAUAAAAAUGGUAUUUUAAUGAAAAAUGAUAAUUUUAACCAAUGGCGUUUCUCUAUAUCAAUGGAUGAUUAUAGUUUACUUAUACAACCAUUAAUAAAGAUAGAAGAUAAUGGAAUAUAUGAAUGUAAAUGUAAUGGAAGUGUUAUUUCAAGAGCAAAAUUUAUUAUACUUGAUCAACAUGAAGCAUACAUUAAAGGAUUAUUAAGUUAUUUAUUUACUGUAUUAUUUGUUACUCCAAUAAUAAUUUCAGCAAUAAUUUAUAGAUAUUUUAAACCAGAAAUAAAAGAAAGUGAACUUGAAAUAAAAAAGAAAAAUAAUUUGACAUUAUUUUAUGAAGAAAUGUUAUUGAAUCGAGAGAAGAAACAUGAUAUAUUAUUAACAAAAAAAAUGAAGGAAGCCGUUAAUGUAUAUAAAAAUAAGACGGUACAAAAAAAAAUGAACUCAUUUCGUCAAGUAGGUCUAAUUGAAGAUGAAAAAAAUAAUAAUGAUAAAGAAAUUCAGCGAUCUAUGAGAAAGGUUUUAAAAAAUGUUACAAAAAUAGCUGAACAGAGAACAUUUGAAUAUAAUGAAAAAGUAUUAAUAAGAAAUAGAAAUAAUAUACGAAAGCGAAAUGUUAAAGAAAAAGAUUCAUUAUUAAAUAUGGAUAAAGUAUUAAAUGUUUAA